CGCCUCAGGGCGCAGGCGCGGAGAGGGGGUGGGGGGAGGAGGGAAAGCGGCGAGUAAGAUGGAAGAUGAGGAGGUCGCUGAGAGCUGGGAGGAGGCGGCAGACAGCGGGGAAAUAGACAGACGGUUGGAAAAAAAACUGAAGAUCACACAAAAGGAGAGGAAAUCCAAAUCUCCUCCCAAAGUGCCCAUUGUGAUUCAGGACGAUAGCCUUCCCACGGGGCCCCCUCCACAGAUUCGCAUCCUCAAGAGGCCCACCAGCAACGGUGUGGUCAGCAGCCCCAACUCCACCAGCAGGCCAGCCCUUCCCGUCAAGUCCCUAGCGCAGCGGGAGGCAGAGUACGCGGAGGCCCGGAAGCGGAUCCUGGGCAGCGCCAGCCCCGAGGAGGAGCAAGAGAAACCCAUCCUCGACCGGCCAACCAGGAUCUCCCAACCCGAAGACAGCAGGCAGCCUAACAAUGUGAUCAGACAGCCUUUGGGUCCUGAUGGGUCACAAGGCUUCAAACAGCGCAGAUAAACGCGGGCAGGGAAGGAUGCCGCCGCCACCGCCGUCACCACCUCCUGGGUCGUCCGCUGCGGGUCGCACUGCCGUGGCAGACAGCUGGACUUGAGCAGAGGGAACGACCUGACUUACUUGCACUGUGAUCCCCUUUGCUCCGCCCACUGUGACCUUGAACCCCAUGCACUGUGACCUCCCUUCCCCCCCCUUCCCACUGUGAUUGGCACGUCUACAAGGGCUGUCCCAAGUCAAGGGAAAGGGAAAGGGUGGGGGUUAGAGGAGGGUUGGGGGGACCCACCAAGGACUCAGAGUAGAGUCAGACAGUGCCACUUGGCCGCUUGGGGUGAAGCCAGUGCCAGCAAUAACAGUUUAUCAUGCUCAUUAAUUUGGGAUUUCAAACCACAAAUGAGAACUCCCAUCCACCCACCCUCAAGUGCAUGUCUUCAUCACUUAAAAGCAAGUUCCAUUUUGAAAAUAUCCUUUCUUUUUUUUUUUUUUUUCUUUCCUUCCUAUUUUUGUUUAUACAAAUAUUUGAUUUGCAAAAAAAAGUACAUGGGAGGGGUUUUAGCAGUUUAAUGAAUUUUUAAUUGAGAAAGGGUAGUUUGGUAGUCUACUUAAAAAUGUUUCUGGGCAAUCCACUAGAAACAUUAACCAAUAGGAUUUUGGUGAGCUUAGCUUCUGUAUUCCUACUGCCGCCGAGAAAAGGGGCAGGGCUCUGCAGCCCAGGACAGAUGAGCACCCCAUGCCUAUACCUCCCUCCCCCCAGCUAAGUCCCAGAGCAUCUGGGCCCUACCUGGAGACUGGGCUAGCUCUAUAGGCUCAGAGAGCCUGGGGAGGGUGCCAACCCCUCACCUUUAGUAUUUUGGGAGAUAGGGAAAGUGAACAGACUUUCCCUUCCAAAACCCCUCAGGGUGGUUCCCUACCAGCUGGUCUUACUACUUCUAGAAGAGGGCAGGGAGUGAGGCUGCACUCCCGGGCUUUAGGAGUGCGGCUGCGAGCCUUGCUCAGUAUUUUGCUGUCAGCACAAGGAAAGCCAGGAAAGAGUCUGACGCCAGGACUCUGAGCCUCCUGCCGAGUGUGGUCAGAAGGUAGGUGGGUCUUCCCACUCCAGCAAGGCUUAGAACUCUCAAGGGUCGGUGGAGCGCCAUCUCUGUUGAUGGCAUCAGCUCAGUAACUCUACCCGGUACAUUUCCCUUGUGAAAUCACUGCCUUGGGAGCAGACCAUUCUGAAUAACAUUUGGGGAAAGACAAGUUGUGCAUUGUAAAGAUUGGUAAUGACAGACUGGUUCCCCAUAGGCCUAGGUUACCCUCGACCCCUUUUUCCAGAGCGAGGGCCUGGAAUGAAGGCAGUUUCCCCUCUGUCUUUGGAGCCUGGAGAUUUGCGUUGGCUCUUUGAGGUGGAAGAGGCUUAGGGGGCCCAGCCCAGAGCAGCUGUGUGUGUACAAUCUGGCCCCUCUCAGGCUUUCCGAUCUCUUCCGUUGCACUUCGCCUUAUGUCCCUCAGCCAGCCAGACGGCCUCCUUGCUCAGCAGAUGAGUUUUGGAGUGGUUGGUGUGACAUUUGUGAUUAGGGCAGCUCGCGGUGGCCAAGGUGGCAAGCUAGGUCUUGCAGGCUCACUCCGCCUUUGGUUUGCUGGCUCUCAGCCUUGCCCUGUGGGGAUGUCAGCCGGGCCCAGCAAGCCUUGGCCCACUACAUCUUCCCAUUAGGAGGAAAGGUCAGCUGUCGGUUAAGUCAGUAAUUAGUCCGUAGCACAGGCUUAUAACUGUGUGAAGCCAGGAUAUUGUCCGUGAGCAGAGCUGGAACAAAGCUUCAGUCAGUAAGAACCCGCAGAACGUUGAAUGGUGCCCACAUGCUGUUCUGAGGGGAAAUGACCUCCAGGAGUGGGCAAGGGAGAAGGUUGCUGCUGUCUUUACAGUUCCACUGCCCUGACCAAGUUUCCGCAUUCUAAACGGAUAGUGUCCGUCCCUCAUGUAAUAGUGGUUUCUGGCCCAAGAUGAGACUCUCCUUUUCAGCUGGAGAAGGUACAGAGGUGGGCCAGGUGGGAAGGCCAGAGUGCUGAUUGCUCAGCCAUCGGGACCACCUGUUCUUGCUCCCCUCCUCUAGUGGGAUCCAAGGGGAGGCUGGCUGAUGGGUGUCUGUGGAUCGAGGAUGUAGUGGGGACUGAUGCUCCCACCUCCCUCCGGCCAAAGAUGGGGCUCUGCCCGCUGUGUGCCUGCCACCACCCAUCAGCGGUCAUGUCCUGGCUUCCCAGAUGGAGAUGUGACAGGCAAAAUUUUAAAGAGAAAGAAAUGAAAACAGGAAACUAUUGUGUUGGGGGGAGGUGGGAGGGGAGAUGAGAGAACGGUUUGGAUUUUGUGUGUGUGUUUGUGGGUGUUUUGGGUUUUUUUUGUAGGGGGGGUAGUUGUCUGUAACUUUCCUUAAGUGCUUUUUUUUUUUUUUUUUUAAAGUUUUUAAAAGUAAGCUGCAGGCUUUGGCUUGGAAAACCCCAGGGGAGUGGGGGGCAGAAACCUGAGGCUGCUGCCCCUUUAUCUGCCUUCAUGGUACUGUCCCCUUCCCCCAGCUCCUCCCUGACUCUGUGAGCCAGGCCUCAGACCUUCCAGCUAACCGCUUCCCAUGAGCCACUACUCUGAUGUCAGCCUAUAACCAAAGGAGCUGGGGGUCUGGGCCUGGUGACCAACCCUUCUCCGCCCACUCAAUCAGGGUGCUCCCCACCUGCAGGCAGGAGGCAACACCCUAUCUGCUACCAUCAGCCCCUUCCAGAGCCCACUGCCUCACCCCGCCCUGUCUAGCCCAGCCAUACCCUGCUCUGCCCCAUCUGGGGAUGCUCUGCUCAGGGAUGGGCCGGCAGGGCUGCCCCAGCCUCCCUGGUAGGCAGAGACUCUGGAAACCUCUGGGGUCCUGUUUUCGGCCAUGUGAUCCCAGGGGUGCAUAUGGGCCCCUUGGGUAUCUGAACAGAAGGGCAUGGGAGGGAGGGCCGCACCCCUGCAGUCCUGCUCUGCUGGUCUAGCGGGUAGCUGCCCACCCUACCCCACCCCGCACCGCGGGCUCCUGAGUCGGCAGAUUAAGCAUUUUAUAAAUUGUAUUUUAAAUACAUGUUUUAAACUUGU
Messenger RNA from Balaenoptera musculus (blue whale), 3602 nucleotides. It is a transcript of the gene SZRD1, whose product is annotated as SUZ RNA binding domain containing 1. The coding region runs from base 59 to 514 and encodes 151 amino acids. The record is from RefSeq and is a predicted model, not a curated record. Lineage: Eukaryota; Metazoa; Chordata; Mammalia; Artiodactyla; Balaenopteridae. The transcript has 4 exons.